AUGUCCGAGGUUGCUUCCCGGCCGUCCGCUUCGCGCGGCAGAGGCUCUGGUCGAGGUGGACGAGGAGGCUUUGCAGGCCGCGGUGGUCGGAGGACCAAUGGCGACAAGCCUGAAGCCAAAUCGGCCGACGGUCCCAACUCGGCUUUCGAUGAUGAGGGCGACGUGAGCGAGCUCCGAAAGCUAUACGGUGACAAGACGGGUGUCAUCCGCGAAAUGUUCCCAGACUGGUCCGAGGUCGACGUGCUGUUUGCUCUCCAGGAGACCAACGGCGACGAGAAUGAAGCCGUGACUCGCAUCGCCGAGGGCAACAUCUCUCAGUGGGGCGAGGUCUCCAAGACCAAGAAGCCCAAGGCCAAGGACAUCACCACUGCACCUGCCACCACCACCGCCAACAACGAUUCGUCGGCUGCCCCCAGCUCCAGGCUCGCCCGUGGUGGUCGUGUCGUCUCAGAAGGCGGCCGUGGUGGUCGUGGUGGCAGGGCUACCGACCGUGUAGGACGCGGUGGUCGGGGUGGACGCCCUGCUCAGCCUGCUACCACCAAUGGAACACGUACCGGCAAGGAGAAUCAACCGCUGUCCGUACCCACCGAGGAGUCAUCUGCCUGGUCGACUGAGAAGCCCAAGGCGGAUGAUGGCGAAGUGAACGCCGUCGUUGCCGCCCCCUCCCCUGCCCCUGUUGCCGACUCCCCCAAGCCCGCCGCCGCCCCUGUGGCCAAGACGUGGGCCAGCAUGCUCCGACAGUCGACCAAGCCUGCCCCCAAGCCUCAGCCCCCCCAGGAAGCUCCUGCUCCUGCUCCUGCUGAACCUACCGAACCCCAGCCCGCUGUCCCCGCUGUCCCCGCCGUCUCUGCUGCUGCCGAGGCUGCGCCCAUCGAGACCGAGACCCAGCCCGAACCCGCUCCCGCGCCCGCCGAGGAGAAGACUCCUAAUCUCGAUCAGGUCAUUGACGUCUCCGAGCCUCCUACCACGCACACUGCUGCAAGCACCACCGCUGAUUCAUGGGAUCCGCGACAGAGUACCACCGCCACACCCCUCUCGGCUGCCCAGCAGCAGCACCAGCCUCAGCGCCAGUCGAGCGGCUACGCCGCUUCGGCUAUCAAGGCCACCAACGACCGCGCCGUGCGUACCCCCACGCACCAGAGGCGCGUUCUCGACCAGGAGGAGGCUGUCCGCAUGCCUGGCAACAGGGAGGUUGACCGCGCCGCUGUCCAGUUUGGUGCCUUCAACCUCGGAGGCGGCGACGACGACGUUGAUGGCGAACGUGAGGAGGCCGAGACCCGUGCUCAGCCACCCGUCGAGUCGCCCGUGUCGCAGCCUCGCGCCGCUCUCCCUCCCAUGUCCCAGCCUGGCCCGGCCCCCGAUGCUUUGCAGAGGACCCCCAGUGCUGCUGGGUCCCAGUGCUCAGUAUGGUAUGUAUUGUAUCCUGCUCCGGUGACGACGACGACGACGACGACGACUGCAGAGGCAUGUUAUCUCCCCUACACCUUCACAGCUGACACAGAAUCGGCUACAGGUGCUGGUCAUCCCGCCGCUGCCCAGAGCCAGCAGUACGGCCGCUUCGGUCAGCCCGCUGCCCCGGAUGGAGCCCAGAAGGCUCUCGACCACUUUGCCCAGCAGAACGCCCCGGCCGCGCAGCCCCCGCUGGACUCGUUUGGCGCGCAGACGUCGCAGCCCCCCUCGGUCGGUCUCAGCUCGGCUCCCAGCGAGUACUCUCCGUACUACACGGCGAACCAGCAGGACCGCAAUCCCUACGCCUACUACAACCAGCAAUUUUCCCAGCAGCAGGGUGGUGUGGGCCAGCAGGAGAGUGUCCCCGGACAACAGCGUCCCUUUGGCGCGUACGGCGCGUCGGCCCAGGCCGACAACCUCAGCCAGUACCCGCAGAGCGGCAUGCACAGCCAGCCGCGCUUCGGCGGCGCCAACAGCGACGCCCAGAACAGCGGGCACACGACGCCCAACCCCACGGCCCAGCAGGCCCAGCAGCAGGCCCAGCAGCAGGCCCAGCAGCCGGCCGGCGCUCCCGGCGCGCAGCCCCAGUCGCACGCGCACCAGUACCCCGGCUACAACCACCCAUACUUUAGCAACCCGUACUACCACCAGUACUACUCUGGCUACGGCCAGGCCGGCUUCAACCCGUACAGCAAGGGCGGCAUGUAUGGGCAGCCCUACGGCAUGUCCCCCAGCGCGCCUUUUGACCACGCCAGCUCGCCCGCGUCGUUCGGCCAGUCGUCUCUGCACCGCGAGAGCGGCAUCAGCUCCGGCCUCGGCGAGUACGGCCGCGCCGGCGCCGGCGCCGGCGCCACGCAGGCUGGCGGUGCUCCCGGUCUCGGCGGCGCCAGCAGCUUCGGCAGCGUCAACGAGAGCUUCUCACGCGGCACCUCGUCGUUCCAGUCGCCGGGCCAGGGAUUCAACAGCCAGGCUCAGCCGGGCAACGCCGGUGCCUCGGGUGACGACCUCAAACCGUUCGGCGACUCCAAGGGCGCCUCGGGCCCCUCUCCGUCGAUCGGCGGCGCCCGCCCCGGAUCGGCCGCGGCUACAAACAGCACCCCGGCCGGCCAGAGCGGCCUCCCCCCUCCCCAGACGCAGAUGGGCGCGGGGGGCUACGGCGGAUACCCUAACCACCUCCAGGGCCACGGUCUGCACGGCAGCAGCGCCUACGGGAUGGGCGGUGCGGCAGGCGGUGCGACGCAGCACGGCAGCACCCCCUACGGCUCAUACGGCCAGGGCGGCUUCGGCAGCGGCUACUACGGAGCCGGACAGGGCCAGGGCCAGGGCCAGCAGCAGCGCGGCGGCUGGGGUGGCAACUACCACUAG
Messenger RNA from Geosmithia morbida, 2814 nucleotides. RefSeq names its product CUE domain. Bases 1 to 2814 code for a protein of 937 amino acids. NCBI's taxonomy places the organism in Eukaryota, Fungi, Ascomycota, Sordariomycetes, Hypocreales, Bionectriaceae. The transcript has 4 exons. The record is from RefSeq and is a predicted model, not a curated record. Gene Ontology annotation, molecular function: ubiquitin binding. Gene Ontology annotation, cellular component: cytoplasm; nucleus.